AUGGAGAGUGCCCAGCUACGCGAUCUGGUGUCGCAGCAUGAGUCAAUCAUCCACCAAAUGGAUGCAUGUUGCGGAAUCGGUUCUGCUGAAGCAGACAGUUUGACAAGUGCAUAUGGGACAGCCUUCACAGCACUGCUUAGCAAGCAGACAUUCAAACUCCAAGAAGUCACGGAGGACAUCAACAACAGCACCCAUCAAGAGGCUGCCACGACAGCACAGGAAAGCACAUCUUCGACAACUGACAAGUCUCGGGCACGACACCAAUCAUCGCCAGCAUCGUCUGCCAGUCGGGUGCUUUCUAUUGCCAACAUUAGCCGUCUGAGUGCAGACAACACCGCACCAUCAGAUGCCAGUGCAAACCCGUGGCCCACCACCGAGUCGCUUCAUGCAUUCAGACUUCAUCUUGCCGCAGACAUGAUGAUGCAGUAUGAGGACACGCACCGGUGCAACCACCACAUGUGCUUUCAUGUGAUCACGACUGAGAAGGGCGACAAGAGUGUUGCUAGCAUUGAACCACUGUUGAAGUUGCCACCAUGUGCAAAGUUGGAUGAGCUGAUCAAGAAUGCAGGGCAGGAUCAAAGUGCCGGGGCAAAGGCAAAUGUGGUAAAGGCCAUGCUGAAUGACAUUACGACAGUUGACUUCCGGAAGCAGUUCAAGUGCCAUUUCUGGGGUGAGCUAAGCGUCUUGGAUCAGAAGUGA
Messenger RNA from Symbiodinium necroappetens, 699 nucleotides. The record is from the annotation of a GenBank genome assembly. Lineage: Eukaryota; Dinophyceae; Suessiales; Symbiodiniaceae.